AUGGCUCAGGAUCCCGCAAACCGUGCGUCGCGGUCCAGCAGCCACGUGAACCUGACGUCGAAUUCGAGCCAAGUUUUGGUUCCAGGACUGACCAAGGUUAAUUCGAACGGCCAGCCGCGGUCGCAGUCCGUGUCCGGUCCAACCACGCCCGUCCCCAGUCAGUCAUGGGUUUCCCAGAGACCCGUCAACCCUUCCCGCUCGUUGUACAACCAGUGCAAGCUGAUCAUGCUGGCAAUGAAACAAAUCCCUGAGUUGGAAGCUAUUAUUGAAAUGUGCGCGUCGCCAACCCAGGGCGAGAAUGACGUGCCGCAAAUAAACAUUGGUAUCGCCCCGCAAAACUACGCUCUGGACCCGGUUUCUCACUUGUGGCGUAUUUUGAGACUGGGCUCGCCUUUGUGCAUCUUAUUCAAUGCUCUUUUGCGUGUGGACGAGAACGGUGAGACGGUUCAAUUGGAAGUGCUCAGCCCGACCGAGAGUUGCAACAUCAAAUCAGCCAAGAAAAUGGUUUACCACUUUUUACAGGCCUGUAUCACUGUUCUUAAGCUACGUCCCGAAGAGGACCUCUUCACCAUCACCAACAUGUUCAGCGAUUCGACCUCCGAUCUGCUCAAAGUUUUGCACACCGUGGAGGUGCUACUCAAAAUGCUAGUCGAUGAGGCCCGCAUCACUUCUAUACCUACUGUGAAAGAUAUCGAGUUGCCUGCAGCGCAGUCCCAGCGUGACAAUGUUGUUUUAGAAAUCGUGAACACCGAGCGCAAAUAUGUCCAAGAUUUGGAGCUCAUGCAGCAAUAUAACGAUGCAAUGCUGGCAGGAAAUAUGCCUAGAGAAAUGGUGCAAGCAAUAUUCCCCUAUUUGUCGCGUAUUGUCGAUUUCCAAAGAAGGUUCUUAGUAGGUUUGGAGUACCACGCCCGUCUUCCAAUGGAUGAGCAGCAGUUCCAUCUUUUGUUUAGCCUCUUGAAGCAGGAGUUCCAUCUUUAUGAAAGUUAUACUUUGAACCAGCGUGAGGCUUCUGGUCUCGCUCUGGCGAAUUCUAUGCAGCUGAUGGCGUUUUCCGACAUUAUGGAACCCAACCACGAGCUGCAAGCGAUGCUAAUCAAACCAGUGCAGAGGAUUUGCAAAUAUCCUUUACUUCUGAAGCAGAUUGCAAAGUCAACUCCACAAGCCGUGGCCUAUUAUCCGGCUUUACUAAAGAGUAUGGACAUUAUGCAUGGUAUGACGCUACAAAUCAACGAAGCUCAGCGCAAGUCCGAGAACGAGUUCUAUUUCAAUGAGCUGCGGGAACAGCUUAAAGACUGGCGUGGUCUGAAUGCUGAUAGUAUGGGCGAGCUGCUCCUCCGUGGUCAGUAUCCGGUGAUUACUAUGGACAGUGCCGAGAGCGAAUACUACCUUUAUUUAUUCGAGCAUGUGUUGCUCUGCUGUAAGGACAGUGCUCCCGUAAAAAAGGGCGGCCUAAGCAAAAUGAGGGCUCCGAAACCGUCCAAGCGUACGAGCAUGGACCUUAAGGGACGCAUCUACAUCACGUACGUGACUGGCGUGACAGUGACGAAAACCGACACUGGCUCGUAUAUUUUGAGUAUCACCUGGGGAAGAGAAAAUGCUCCCGAAACUGGUACUUUUGAUUUUAGACUUUUCAAUGAGGAGCAGGCACAGCUUUGGGAGCAGAGCAUCCAGAAGCUUAUUUCUGAGGUCCGUGCCCGUAGCUUGUCAGAUAUUACGACUGCGUAUGAGGACGAAAACAACGACACCAAAAUGGCUCAAUUCUAUGACGAUAUGCCGCCGCAAUCACCUGUUGACAACCUUUCGUUGCGUAAACUUUCUACCUCUUCGCUCAGUUACAACCCAGACCUCAACGGACGAUCGAGAUCUACCUCUGAGGCCAAUAUCUAUCGCCCAGGUACUAUAGGCUCACGGAUUUCUAACGGAAGCCAGACGACGUUUGUUUCUUCGCCGACGUUCGUUCACCAUCACUCCGAGUCUACCAUCCCGACGGUUAGCCAUCCUUUCAAUGGCCGGAGAGGCACUUCGACAUCCUCAGGGUCAAUUGAAGAAGGGUCGGCAGGCCUCAACAUGGGUACAAUGUCGUCACCACAGUUUGUUGAGCAGCCUGGCGAAUUCAACCCUGCGCGCUAUGCUUCCAGAUCAUCUGUGCGGUCUAACUCUUCGCGAUUUGGACACCUCGAACUUCAAACCAGCAAUCUGGGCAGUCCCAGUCAUCAUCCCGCAUCUGCACACCCUUCAUUGCAUGACCAAAGUAAACUCUUGGUACGCCUACAUUAUCAGGUCGAGUCGUACUUGAUUCAGGUUAAUGCAGACACAACCUACGAGGUGCUACUUUCUCGUGUUGAGAGAAAACUCCAUAUGUGCGGAAAACAGUUUGUGAGUCCACUAAAGCUAAAGUACCAGGACGAAGACGAAGAUUUUGUGACGCUGGCGUCGACUGACGAUCUUCAAAUGGCUACUGACUGUAUGCUGGGCGACCAACUUAAUAUAUGGGUCGUAUAG
Wickerhamiella sorbophila is the source of this 2502-nucleotide messenger RNA. RefSeq names its product Rho guanine nucleotide exchange factor scd1. NCBI's taxonomy places the organism in Eukaryota, Fungi, Ascomycota, Dipodascomycetes, Dipodascales, Trichomonascaceae. Gene Ontology annotation, molecular function: protein binding; guanyl-nucleotide exchange factor activity. The coding region runs from base 1 to 2502 and encodes 833 amino acids. The record is from RefSeq and is a predicted model, not a curated record. The transcript has a single exon. Gene Ontology annotation, cellular component: division septum; mating projection tip; cytoplasm. Gene Ontology annotation, biological process: establishment of cell polarity; intracellular signal transduction; septin ring organization.